Fonsecaea multimorphosa CBS 102226 is the source of this 1476-nucleotide messenger RNA. RefSeq lists its product as uncharacterized. The transcript is spliced from 5 exons. Gene Ontology annotation, biological process: transmembrane transport. Gene Ontology annotation, molecular function: transmembrane transporter activity. The record is from RefSeq and is a predicted model, not a curated record. NCBI's taxonomy places the organism in Eukaryota, Fungi, Ascomycota, Eurotiomycetes, Chaetothyriales, Herpotrichiellaceae. Bases 1 to 1476 code for a protein of 491 amino acids.
AUGCAUAUCGAGAACAGCAUAGCGGAGGUGGAAAACAAGAACCAGGAGUUAGGACAGGAUGCUUUGGUCGAGAACCAUGAUCCCCACGAUCCUCUAUCCUGGAGCGUUCUGCGGAAACUUACCAUCCUCCUUGUUGUCGGCUUGUGGAUUCUGCUGGGGACUUCAAACAUGAUCAUCAUUGCUCCGGCACUCCAAAUCAUCCCAGUGGAGUUUCAGUCUUCCUUUAACACUUCGACUUACCUCGUCGGCGGUCCGCUCUUGGCCUACGGCAUUUCAUCCUUCCUCUGGGUGCCCCUGGGUAACAGAUAUGGCAUCAGACUCGUCUUUGUCCUCAGUUCUCUGGCUGCCGCCUGCAUGGAUUGUUGGGCUGCCAAGGCAACCUCGUUUGGCAGCCUUGUCGCUGCCAGGACUCUAGCCUCGAUGUUCUACGCGCCUCCAGAAACACUGGCACCUCAGCUGGUUGGCGAUGUCUUCCAUUUCAAGGACAGAGCAAAAGCGAUGACAUGGGUAGGCAUCUUGCAGGCCAGUGGCUUCUCUGGUGCGCCUUUGAUCGGAGCUUUUAUCAUUCAAGACCAAACCCUUGGCUGGCGCUGGAUCGAAUGGAUCUUAGCCAUUAUUACAUUCGGUGCCGCAGCAUUGAUGAUCCUCCUCCUACCAGAAACCCAAUAUACGAGACACGCGGAAGAAUCGGCAACGCUGACAAGGUCAUGGAAAGAUGAAUUGCGAUUUUCGCCCGUGAGCGGAGGAGGGAGACCGAAGGAGCAUAGUGUCCUCCAUGGACUCGCAACGAUACUUCCAUAUUUUGGACAUCCGGUCAUCAUUCUUAAUACGGCGUUCUUUUCUAUGACGCUGCUGGUCAAUAGCUACACCUUGACUACACAAUCCAUCACCUAUCUGACCGUCUAUCACUUCUCGAUUGGGAAUUCCGGCCUGACCUUCAUUGCGCCUUUGAUUGGUACCUGGGCGGCGAUGCUGUUCUGUGGUGUGCUGGCAGAUCGAAUGUUUAUUCGGUUGACGAAGAAAGAAGGACGGAAGCCCAAGCCCGAGCGCCGUUUGCCUCUCCUGAUAGUGACCGGUGUGGUUGGUAUUGGUGGCUCACUUCUUUUCGGGAUUUGCACUCAGCAGAAAUGCCACUGGAUUGCGCCUUUAUUCGGAUCAUGCUUUGUCUGCUUCUGCUUCAUCUCCUCCCUCAGCAUUUCAUUCGCGUAUCUCCUCGAUGUAUACGAAGCGAAAAUGGACACCGUCAUGGUCAUCGACAACGGAAUGAAGAAUCUGGCAGCAUUUGGCAUCAGCUACGCCAUUGUGCCGUGGAAUACAAGUGCUGGCUAUACAGUUCCCUUUGUUGUGAUGGCCGUGAUUCUGCUCGUUGCGCAUCUGCUCAUGGCUGCGGUCUACUUCAAGGGGGAAGCGAUGAGGAAGUGGAGUGCCCAGCGUUUCGAGUCGGCAAGGACAACACAUCAUGGGGACGCGUUCUGA